AUGGGCUGUGCGAGCUCGAAGCACCGUAAACGUUGCCUCCACUGCCGGCAAGGAUAUUCUCCGGUGGAGAUGCCACGUACCCACUCGGUGCACCACCCACCGCAACAAACCGACGACAUGGUGGCUCUAAAUUCCUCAACCCUCGGAUCUCUCAAGCUCAGCUACUCCUCUUUCGGACAUAGCCGCAUACACUUGGCGAAUAUCACCGGUAACCUUGCCACCGACCAAUCCGGAGAGAACCGACAAGGAGAUGAGUUUGGUAACAAAGAAGACAGAGACAAGGAAAUGCAAGCUAAGCUUAUGGAAGCUAAAGUAUGGUCAAGUAUGAUGAACGAGAAGAUCCCCAAGAUUGUUCCAAAAACUCCUAUCUUGACGCCUCCUGGAGAACCAGAAACGAUCAACACAUGGGAGAUGAUGGAUGGGCUUGAAGACUCCAUUAGCCCUCUUCGAUCAUCUAAUCACGUUAGGAGCUUCUCGGUUGAUGUUGCUCUUCAUGGUGAUUGUAAACGUCACAAGGAGAAUGGUAAUGUGAUACUCUACUUUACAAGCCUUAGAGGUAUAAGGAAGACAUAUGAAGAUAGCUGUGACGUUAGAACUAUACUAAAAGGCCUUGGUGUUAGAGUCGAUGAGCGAGAUGUAUCGAUGCAUUCGAGUUUUAAAGACGAGCUCAAGGAGCUACUAGAUGGUAAAUUCAACAAUGGUGUUGGGAUCACUUUACCUAUGGUUUUCUUGGGGAAGAAGUAUCUUGGUGGAGGAGAGGAGAUUCGAAAGUUGAAUGAAGAUGGGAAGCUGGAGAAGAUGCUAGAAGGUUGUGAGAGGGUUGGAGAGAAUAAAAAUGGUAAUGGGAAAGAAUGUGAGGCUUGUGGAGAUAUAAGGUUUGUACCAUGUGAGACAUGUUCAGGGAGUUGCAAAGUGUACAAUGAAGAUAAUGGAAGUGAGAAGGUAGAUAGAGAGUAUGGUUUUCAAACAUGUCCUGCUUGUAAUGAGAAUGGACUCAUUAGAUGUCCUCUUUGUUUGUGA
Messenger RNA from Eruca vesicaria subsp. sativa (arugula), 1020 nucleotides. NCBI's taxonomy places the organism in Eukaryota, Viridiplantae, Streptophyta, Magnoliopsida, Brassicales, Brassicaceae. The record is from the annotation of a GenBank genome assembly.